Molecule: messenger RNA, 2074 nt
Organism: Durusdinium trenchii
Lineage: Eukaryota; Dinophyceae; Suessiales; Symbiodiniaceae
Source: the annotation of a GenBank genome assembly
CCACAACCCCCCCAGAGCUAACAGAAGAUUUGCAUUCUGCCAUGGCGAAGCGUCGGGGCAGAACCAGCAGAGGUGUUGGGAAGGAUGUUGGAGCAUCCCAGGGGAGCCAAAAGGAUCAAAAAGAUAGGGAGGGCCCCCAAAGACGGCGGCGAAGACGAGACAAAGGAAAAGAGAGCAGAGGCCAGGAGCAAGGCCUCUCACUCGAGAAAGUUACGCAACAGCUGGCAGCUUCACACAAAAGUUUAGAGUGGAUCAAAUCCUGGGGAAAUUUUUGGUUUCUUACACUACACUGCUUGGCGAACAUUGGCCCUCCAAAAGUUGUAGCUAGCGAGGCCUCAAGCCUUCAUUCUCCAAGGAUUUCUAUUUCAGCGACGCGAACUUGCGGCGGGACCGUUACAUGAAGCGGACGGUGGAUGACGCCGAAGGUGGCUUUCUCACUCUGGACUCGCUCUUGAGCUUUAACCGCCUCAAGGCCUUGGGAGUGACCAGCGCCCAGCAGCUCGCGGAGGCGGUGCGACGGUCGCAGCUCUUGGAGUUGGACGGCUCCGGCGCGCGGGUGAGGCGUGACUUUCAGAAGCACCCUCUUGGAACCUACGAUGCCAUCUCCAGGACCUUAUACGUCGAAGGCUUGCCUUUGACAUUUGGGAUUGACGACUUGACGACGUUCUUCUCGGAGUAUGGGCAGGUGAAGCUUCUAGAGCUGCCGCAUCAUCGAGAAACGCGAGAGCCGCGUGGCUUUUGCUUUGUGGAGUUCGCCUCGAGCCAGGAGGCAGAUAAGGCGCUGGCGAAGUGUAACGGCCUUUGGCCGCAGGCUUGGCCCCAGCGUUAUGAUGGCAAAACAGUCAGAGCCAUGCGGAAAGCUGACUGGCACAAGCAGUGUCGAGAGUACAAAACUCUACAAGCAGCUUCACGUGGGCCGAGUUUCCAGGGAAAGCCCAAAGAAGAGGUACCCAAAACAAGGCCGCGGAAAGAUGCGGAAGCUUCUGAAGCGGAGACGAAGAGCAAGCCAAAGCCAUCUCAGAGACCAGGAUGUGUGGUGAAAAUCACGGGGUUGAAGGAUGCUGAACAUGUGAUAAAUAUGCAAAGCAUCCGACACUAUGCAGAGCACGCAGUGGCAGUUGAGUAUUGCGACUACCUGCCCUCCUUAUCUCUAGCUUAUUUGAGGUUAAAGUCUCCCGAGGACUGCGUGACACUUCUUGAAGAUGUGAAAGCAACCGGACGUCUGCUGGGCUGCGAUCAACCGAGCGCAGAGGUUCUGGGACCAGACGAGGAGGAGAAGUACUGGCAAGACGUGGUGGAGCGACAUGCAUCACGGGACGAACAGAGUGGCAAGUUUGUCAUGCCUCCAUCAAGUGUAAGACGAGAACGAGAACACAUAGUUUCCAGAAUUCGGCGGUGGCGCCCCGUGACAUCUUCGUCCUCUAAAUUCAAGGCAGGCUUUACAGACACGGCUGGCGGCAAUGCUGACUUUGUCCCGGCCGGCUUUGGCAAGAGUUAUCGUAAAGCCAAGAAAAUCCCCAAGGUGAUUCCACCCCGUAAGCGACGCGACGUCCCAGACGAGGACGCGAAAUCCCGCAAGGCGCUCCCAGCGGUUCCCCCGCCCAGCCCGUUCCAACUGCCCGGGACGACGCGGAAACGGCGGCUCCCCGGUGCGCUGCCUCCACCCAGUCCGGCGCAUGCGUUCCCACCCCCCAGCCCAGCGAUUGAUUCCCUCUCUCCGGACUCAGAUCCCACCAUGUCCCCUGAGGUGGAUCGAAAACAUGCCAGUCCAAGUGGAGAUGGGGAGGAUGCCAGUCAGGCAACGCAGGAGGAUGGGCCUGGGGAUUUAGAUGACCUGGAUCCUGAUUUGGUGAUGAGCGUGAUGGAAGAUUUCAAUUGACUUGAGUGGCAAAGGUUGAGCUGCGCAUUCCUUCCACGCUGUCCAUGCUGUGAGCCCCCCCAUGCUUCAGGCAUGUGAGAUGGUGCCACGGGACGUGCCAAUGAUGGAACCUUGGCAGCAACCGAGAAGAAAAACAGCUGGAUUCGGCUCCACAGAGAGUCGUUUCAGGAUUCGCCGAUGCAAGGGAGGUCCAAA